GUUGAGCACACGCGUGAUAACGAGAUCAAUGUUAUCAGUCGUACCAAGGCAAUGUACAACCUUCUAUUGUCAAUCUCACACUGACCUACUUAUCUGGACUGUCCGAUCAACAGAAUGUUGAGUCUCCUGAUCGUGUGUCUUCUCUGUGUGCCGGCUGUGUCCGUACUACAUGGGAGGGAUAACGGCGUGUGUACUGUGCCCCAAAACACCAACACAGGCCCGACUCGCCCUAAGCUUCCGCCCGUCUACUCCGUGCACACUGAGUGCAACAUCUUGAACAACGACUACACCAUCGACACUCAGGAAUGGUACGACGGCAGCAACAACAGGGCCCUGCUGUCACAGACGUCCGAUGGCCAGAGGGCUCUGGGCUACUACGACUAUAACCACAAUGAGCUGCUUGUCGUCAACCCCCAACCUGCUUCCGGAUACCCAACGUGCAAAGUCCAGAAUCUCGCCACAUCCGACAACAACUUCUUGUUUGGGUUGCAGAGGUUCCGAAAUGGAUCGGAUGGGACAUAUCCGGCAGGUAGCGCUUUUGAGUUUGGCGGGAAUAUCCCCGAGCAGUACCUGGGUCACGUGACGGUGAGAGGCAUCCAGACUGACGCGUGGAAGUCCUGUGUGUACUGGAAGUCACUGGACGCCACCAUGAACGUCACGUGGUACUACACAGCUCAGAACAACUGGCAGACGGCCUCGAACACCAAACAGGUUCCGGUGCGAUGUCAUGUGACCGGAAGACGCUACACAGAUGCGACAACAUCUUAUAACUUCGACCACAUAUACGAAUUCUCGGAUUAUCUCCCCUACAUUGACCUUGGUCCAACAGUUUUCGAGGUGCCCGACAACACGAUCUGUCCGGGGCGGAAUAACACGAAGCCCUUCCCCAAGUACAGUGGUUACUUCAAGAUGAAGUCGGAGAUGGUAGUGCCGACAUCCAACUUCGUCAGCUUUCUAUGGGAAUGGUACGACUUCUCCACGAAGAUGUCCAAGUUUCAGUACCGGCCGGCGCCCACAGCAGCCGUCUACAGCACCCACAUGGUGUCCGAGAUACACGACUACAACACAGGUACAGCCUAUGUGAUUGACUCUGUGGGCGGCAACUGUACUGUCAGCGCCGUCAAUGGUUUGGACGCCGUCAACGUGGACCCAACUCACGUCAAGAUGGUGUCAACACAAUACUAUAAGAACUCCAUAUCUGGAACUCUAGCUUACGAUGGGGUGAGGUCAGUGCGUGGGAUUGACUGCGACGUAUGGGUGGAGGAACGGAACGACUGGCCGGCCCGGGGGUCAGGCGUUAACUCAACGUGGGAGUUUCUGUUCGCCACGCCACUCUGGUUGUUUCAACAUGGCUUCGGAAACAACUCUAUACUUCCGGUCCAGCUGUCAAUCGCCGCGGCAUCGGUGAAUUUCUACACCACCUUCAACAUCUACGAGUACGACGACGACGAGCCGUCUCUCCUUGACUUUGACAUCACACCUUGCUUCGGCCCCAACCACAAGAAGGAUAUAAAGUUUAUUUUACCAGCUCAGUAUAGUAAGCUCGUGGCAGAUGAACUGACGAUGUUCCGUUAUUUCAUCUUGGUGACAGUGGCAGGCUACACCACUAUCUCUCCCAUCAGAAUAACAAACAUCCAGGUGGAUUUUCUGGACAGCAAGGAUGUCCUGGUGUCGUUCCGACUGCUGGACAAGGCCCCCCUCCCCGGCGAUGUCGCUAACCCCGUAUCUCAGCUGCCAUUGCAGGACGCAGUGGACAUUCUCAAAUACGGCAUCAACUCCGGAAACUUCACCAUCAACAUCAACGGAGUUAUAAUGAAGCCACGCCCCUACUCUGUGAGUGCUAAGGACACGGUGAUAGUGGAGCAUCCCUGGAAGAACGUCAAGCUGGAGUAUACGGGAGGGAGCGUGGUCGGCCUGGGGAUAGGGAUGCUGGUGGCGUCGUCUGUCGCCGGCUUCAUCAUCUACAUGGUCAUCAGGAAGAAGACGGUCAUGAAACAGCAGCUGUGUGCGGUGAACUGUAUCAAUAAAUGCAUCGGGUGUCCACACUUCCUGGGACGAACAAGGAAGACACUGGUGAUGGCCUGACGGCGUCCACAUAAAACUGUUGUUUGAAAGUAGACAUAUCAUUGUUGUUUUCAUUACCACCAGAGACGUAUAUAAUGUAAAUAUUCUCUUGAAUAGAUUCUGUUUAACGCAUGAAGGACAUGUUUGGUUAUUUGAAUAUACUGCAAGUCAAAAGAAAGUAUACACUUAUGUUAGAGGGUGGUUAAAAUGAAACAAGAAAUGGUUGUUCUAAGGUAUUCCAUGUGAUACGGGUAUAAAUGUUGUCUUGGAUCUCAAGUUUGCAGUGUUUCGGUGACUGUUUUCAGCCCAGUAACGUUAUGGUAAUUGUUGUAUCAAAUCCUGUUUUCAAGCGUAUACUUUCUUUUGCCCGUCAGUUUAGAUGCAAUGUAUCAUCGUGUAACAUUAUUCUUUAUAAAUGAUACUUUUAAUCAAAA
This is a messenger RNA of Haliotis rufescens (red abalone), 2498 nucleotides long. RefSeq lists its product as uncharacterized. Bases 115 to 2085 code for a protein of 656 amino acids. The record is from RefSeq and is a predicted model, not a curated record. The transcript has 15 exons. NCBI's taxonomy places the organism in Eukaryota, Metazoa, Mollusca, Gastropoda, Lepetellida, Haliotidae.